Messenger RNA from Dendronephthya gigantea, 9694 nucleotides. RefSeq names its product dmX-like protein 2. The transcript is spliced from 36 exons. Lineage: Eukaryota; Metazoa; Cnidaria; Anthozoa; Malacalcyonacea; Nephtheidae. The record is from RefSeq and is a predicted model, not a curated record. Gene Ontology annotation, molecular function: protein binding. Gene Ontology annotation, cellular component: RAVE complex. The coding region runs from base 205 to 9201 and encodes 2998 amino acids. Gene Ontology annotation, biological process: vacuolar acidification.
UAGGUAAAGAUUUGGGCUCGGUAAUUAAACCACCAAUGUCCUAGGUUAUCCUGUGUUGUCCCGCGCGAGACAUUCGAAAAUGUUGCAUUGGGAAAGUGGAGAUUAAAUUAUACCAAGAAUUGCAAAGAAUUAUGAAUGGAAUGAAAUCGAAAGAGUUUACUGGCGAUCAAAGUGUUUUAGGAGAAUGUACGAUCUUCUAGGAUAAUGAGAUUGCAUCAGGUUUUAACAGGUGCUGCGAAUACCUCGGAGAAUCAAGCUUCCGUUGGCUAUGGUUCCGUCGAAGAUUACCCCUUUAUUGUGUAUAGUUCAGGUUGUGAUGUUGUGAUCUUAGACAGUAAGUUUCAACGUGUCCAGAUUGUAACCAGGCAGUGUGCCGCAAGCAACCAUGUUGGACUAAUAUCAUGCUCAGAAACUGAAGGAAAGAUAGCUGUAGCCUAUGAAAACAAGAUCAGGAUAUUUUGUCCAAAAACAACUGAAACUAGCUCUCAAAACAAGACCUUACCUUUCCAAUGGUUAUUGGUUUCCACAGUGACAACAAAUUACUCCUUGAAUUGCUUAUCAUGGGACAGAGAUGGAAAGAGACUCCUAACAGGUGGCAAACUGCUAGAAUUAUGGAUUGAGUCGGAUCAAAGUACGGUGGAUGACAUUAUAUGGAAGAGCAUUUGGAAAUGUGAAACACCAACUCCAGUGUACUAUAUUGAGUUCUCAUCUGAUGGAGCUUACUUUGCCUCUUGUGGGAAGAAUGAUUGCCUCGUCAAAGUUUGGUUUGACAUUGAUAAAGAUGACGCAAUUGCAACAAGAAAUGAUGAUGAUAAUGAUGAUGGAGCGCCAUUUUACGACUUCCUGUAUAUUCCACACCCUCGUCCAGUUACUGGAAUAUCUUGGAGAAAAACAAGCCCUUUUAUGAUGCGAAACUGCAUUGCAAACGUGUUGCUGACGUCGUGUGUGGAUAAUGUUUGUCGUAUAUGGUGCGAGACUUUGGAACAGAAAUCGAUACGGGAUUCCUCGGACAGUCUCAGCCCGAGCCACUGCGAGCGACAUCGUUUUAUACCUAAAUCAAAAUACAUAACCCAUGAUGUCUCCACAUACGAUUCCUACGACGUUCAAACCAGCCAUCAUUUCCACAUCGCCGCAAGCAUCGAUCCUGCCAAAGAUAUUCCAGUCAUGUCCACGGUGACCUAUUUCAGCGCUUCAGAGAACCACAGUUCUUUUGUGCUUCAUUGGGUCAACAAUAAAGAAAUGUAUAUGACCUCAAUAGCUAACUUAUUGCUAGGAUCUCCCAGCGUCACUGUUGAAGCGGAAAACGGAGAAAGCGAAAUAUCAACUGGAAGUGAAAGCUUGGAUGGUAGUGCUUUUAUUAAUCUCGUAGGAGAUGAAGACGGUGACGAAUUUGAUCAGUUUGAUAAUGAAAUUACAGUACCAAUGGCAUCCUUUCCUCCAAAUGAAAAAAUCUUCUUGAAAGACGAGCCUGAAGAACAGAACAACAAUCUUUUAUCUCAGUUCAACUCACUUCUUCGUGAUUGGCAGAACUCUCAUGAUUCCUUGCUCGCAAUCAAUCCUGCAGACGGCUCAUUGCUCAUGUUUGUUGUCGAGUCGCUGGACUGUUCACUAGGCGCAGAUUUUAAACAAUGCCAGAUCAGUUUCUCUUCUUGUAUUCCAGACGUAUUUCCGUCAGCUGAUGCUCACUCUUUGUUACAGAACAUCAUCUUAUAUCGUUUACCAGGCAAGCUAAGUAUGCAGACUGCUAAUCCUGCGGAACAGUAUAGUCUUUACACUCACAGUCGGUCAACCAAAGCCUCAGUUUUAGGCCAAACUUCGCCAAGUUUAUCCCUGGUUUCUGUCGAAACUGGCGCGCACCCGCCUGUGGCAAUGAUAACCACGCACAAAGACGGAUCUAUGAAUCAAUGGCAGGUUGAUUUCGCUGACGACACGGCAUUUUCUAUGGUCAUUUCAUUCUCUCAUUUAACUCGUUUGUCAGGACAUCGUUUCCCGCUGACCGGUAUGUUUCCGCAUCCGUCCUUGCCACUUUUGUUGUCUGUAUCAACGUUCACUGGUAAAAGUAGUGACGAGAUGGUUGCAAACGGGGGGACUGGCUCUGAUUGCAUAGGGAACGGGGGGUGCGAAGACACAAGGAAAAAUGAAGAUGCAACAUCCACUUCGAAUGAUUUUAGUUUCAGUGAACUUAUUCUAUGGCAAUGUGAUAGCGUGUUUCCACUUUCGCAAACGGGAGGGAUCAUGGAACUCGCAAAACUGACCUCAACUGCGCCGGAUGCGUUUGACAAAAUUGCUUGGCUGCCGAAACUUUUUAUUCACACUCUGUUAACAUUCGACAGUUCAGUUGCAGUGUCACCGAGGUCAGUUUCACCUUGUGCUUGUUUUGUUGCCUCCGAUGAUACUGGCCUGCGGUUCUACCAGGUUGUCUUGGACGGCCAAGCUCUGCUGGAUUUCUUAUCUGGAAAACAAAACUACAGACGUGGGCUAGAGCGGUUCAAUAGUUUUGACAGUGAGGACGGCGAAGGAUAUCACACGAGUUAUCCUGCUGUAUCCACUGUGAACCAUUUGUUACACUGCAUAGUCAGCGAUCAAUCUGGUCCAAAACCAGGAAGUGUCUUGAAACUUUGCCGUCUCAAAAGCUCGCGAAAUGUACUCAAAGAUCCAUUAUUUCUCCACGUAUUCUCAGAACAUGCGAUUGUUGAGGGAUGUUUAUCCGGUGGGACAAAAUGCACUCAUGAUGAUAUGUUUGAAGAUAAUUUUUAUCUAGUUGCUCUAGAGAGCAAUCAGACUUCCUCUGGUGCUCGGACAAUGAUUCACAUGUGGAGAAUCGAGAUCACCGCGAGUGAUACAGACGAUAGUGAAUCCACGAGUGAUGCUCCGUUUAGCCCGCACGAUAUCCCACAGGUGUCUUCAUUCUCAGACUUUCAGGAGCACCAAGAACACCUUAAAUGCGGGAUAAGAUCACGUAAAGUACUGACGUCAUAUCUCGAUCUUCCCGAUGGCGUGUAUGUUACUAUAGCAACAUCAUCUGCGAACACGUUAUCAACGGUUUCGGAAAACCGAGUAUGUUCAUUGCCGUUCCUAAUUACGACGACAUGUUCCGACGGCGUUUUACGAUUUUGGUCCUGCGAAGUUCAAGAUUCUUCAGACUCGGAGUGGAGUUACACUUGGACCGAGUGCAGUAUCAAGAAGCCUGGGCAUGGAUUUCAGACUUCCGAAACGCCUUUGGGUAUUGAUGGGAUUCCUGUCUCUGUGGAUUGUGCCAAUACUGGCAGAGUUGCGGUUGUUGUACGCAAAGAUGAGAUGAUAGCAAAUGAAACGCAAACCAACUUCAGUGUGGUUGUAUGGGAAAGCGAGUCGAGUGGAAACACGGAAUGGGUCUUGGAAGACUCAUUUCGGAUCGACGAAUCAGAGAGCAGUUCCGACAAUGCUCAACAGGCAUGCGCACUCUGGUUUUCAUGUGAAAAUGGUCUAUUUGUGUUGGUGGUCAACAUCGGUAGUUUGAUCCACCUGUAUAGUCAAGAAGGGUCAAUAAAUCAUCGCUAUAAAAAGAUUACCACAGUUGAGACCAGUAGUGGUGCCACACCCAGUGAACUAGGAGUUUUCAUUUCAUUUGUACGCCGCGGUUUGCUCGUCGUGGGGAUUGGUUACGAAGUUCACGUUUACUCCCAGUGGAAGGACGAGAAAUCGAGCGAUAAAGAUCUGCGCUCCGAUGCUCUCCGAGGUCCCGGAUUAUUUAACGAGGUUCUCCGACGGAAUCCGACUCUGCCCCAGUACCAUCCGAAGUAUCUGAUGGAAUUACUGGACUUUGGGAAAUUAAGAAGAGUCCGCGCUAUUUUGAAUCAUUUGGUUCGUUGUGUUGCGGGCGAAGAGGCGAUACAAGAAGCGUUGCAUCACGAUGAGGAUACAUCAAGAAACAGAACAAGAAGUGUUAUCAGUACAUUGAGUCGAACAACGUCUUUAUCAGCGACACCGGUUGAUACUCCGGCUAAAACUGGCGAGAUGGUUCAUCGCCCGAAUGUUGACUGUAUUCCUCCAAUACCAAUCUUUGAUUUACUCGCGGCUGACAACGAUGACAGUGGAAACACUCAUAGAGACACCACGAAUGUGGACACAAACACAACCAGCGAACAACCAGACGAAAAUGAUUACAGUGAAUUGUUUAGCAAUUCUUUUAAGAACAGCUUCGAGUCUACGGAAGUUUCCGACCACUUCCCGAUCGUUCACAGUUCGAGAGCUCCAAUGAGCCCAGUCCAUUUUGGUUUAGCGCAAGCUGGGUUACUUUCUGAACAUCUCAGCAAGAAACAGCUUCCCGGCCUGACAAGAAUUGAACAACUUGAGCUUCAGGCUCUCGCCGAUACUCUUGCUACGACCAAAACAGACCUGGAAGAGAGCACGUCGGAAAUUAACAGAGGAUUGAAGUUUGCACGAAAAUGCGAUCUAGCCAAAGAUGGAGUCACUGGCUUCAUGGGUGGUCCUAGUGGCGGGGGUGGUGGGUAUGCUACGACGGGAAGUAUAGGAGCAACUGAGGGUAGUGGGGGUGAUGCUGUUGAUGAAUGUGGAUUGAGAUUCCUAUUAGCAAUGAGGCAUCAUACUUGUCUACUGAGGUCCUUACCGCUCCUACCAAGAGCUCAGCUUGAGCGAAAAGGUCUCUCGACCUCCAAGCUUGUGUGGGCAUUUCACUCUGAGACACAAGAAGAACUGCUCGCAAUGCUUCCUGGGAUGAUCAGGGGGGAGCCAAUCUGGAGUGAAUUGAGACAAUAUGGCGUCGGGUGGUGGAUCAAGAGUAACGAAACUUUGAGAAGACUCAUUGAAAAGGUGGCUAAGACACAGUUCAAUGCGAAACAAGAUCCUAUGGACUGCUCUCUCUACUACAUGGCCAUGAGAAAGAAAACUGUGCUUCGAGGAUUAUUCAGGACCCAAGGUGACACGCGAAUGGCGACGUUUUUCGGGAACAAUUUCAGCGAAGAAAGAUGGCGGAAAGCCGCCUUGAAGAACGCGUAUUCUUUAUUGAGCAAGCAGCGUUUUGAACACGCCGUUGCAUUUUUCCUCCUUGCUGACGCAUUGUGGGAUGCAGUACGUCUUUGCAUCAGUCAUCUUAAGGAUCUACAACUGGCGUUAGUCAUCGCGAGGUUGUACAAUACCGAUGCUGAAAAUGUGAUUUAUAAACGAGUUCUUAAUGAAUAUGUCUUAGGACAAGAAGAGGGGAAUUGUGAGGAAAAACAAGAUCCGUUCUUACGCAGCAUUGCUUACUGGGUGACGAAGAACUACCACAAGGCAUUGCGAACUCUCUUACUAGAGCCAGGCUUUAGCUUUGAUGAAAUGAAAUACAACAAACUUGCCGCGUCAGGCAGUCCUGAUAUAUUCAAUUUCUACGUGUAUCUCCGAACUCAUCCCGUCCUACGACGAACACAGUUCGAGAAACACACGAAAGCGGGAACUCCUCGACUUCGGCGAAAGGCUUUUCAAGUUACUCGUCAGCAAAGCGUGAGCGAAGUGGUUAUGUUGGCAUUACCACCGACAGCGUUUGAACGACGGUUAUAUUACAUGACAGCUCAUAAUCAUUAUAAUGCUGGAUGUCCAGACUUAUCAUUACAAGUAUUGUUGGAUCUACCUCCCCCUGAAAGUGAUGACAACCGGAAAAGCGACACAUUUUCCACCAAUGAAUCGGAAGAAAAUUCUGCGGACAAAAAUGAAAACAUGAUUAACACCGGCAGACUUGAUAUUGACUGGAGUGAACCUGUUUCAUCGAAACUUCAAAAUGAUGGUCAAAGCAGUUCAGAUUUUGAUUGGAGUCAGCCUGUCUCCAGUAAACUUAGCGAGAAUAAAGAGAAAAGCUCCGAUCUUGAUUGGUCUCAACCUAUUUCAAACAAACUUGGAGGAAGCGGGCAAACUAGCUCAAGUUUUGACUGGUCUCAGCCCGUAGCGAGUUCUCUGAGCGGUUCUCAACAAGCUAGCAACCAACUUGAUGAUAACUCGUCAAAUUCUGGUUUCGAUUGGGGUCAACCUGUGUCUGCCGUUUUAGGAGGAACGGGUCUAGGAGAUACCUCGUAUAAGGCAGAGUUUAAUAGUGUAACUGACGAUGGUUCUUUGAAUUCCGGUAGUGCGUCUGAAGACAAAGAACUUCAUUUAAAUGACAGUGAAGGACCAAAUGAAGGCCUUGAUAGCUUGAAAGCUGGUGCUGAUGAACCUUUGAAUAACGAGGCAAUUUCCCAGAGACUCAAAUUUAGAGCUUGUCUGAAGCUAGUUGUCGAGGAACUCUGUACAUUACCCCAUCACUGUGAGAUCCAUAAUAAAGACUUAAGAUCAACUUUUACCCAGUGGCUAAAGAAAGAGUUAGACCUUAUUCAUCGCAUCUGUGAUUAUAAACGAGAUGGAGCAAAAUCUGGCUCGACAGGACCUUUGAAAGUUAGUACACCGACAGCACUUGAAACAGUGUCUGACGAGUCUUUUAGCGAUCUGGUCGCUGAAACGGCAAACGAGAAAAAUAAUUUCGCCAAAAAAGUUGAGAUUUCUGCUCAACAUAUUGAAUGGUUAAAAGAAAAUCAGAACUUAUUGAAUAUUUUAUUGAAUUACUGCACACUACACGGCGCUUGUGGUGGAGAUGUUGCAACGAUGAAAGUUGAACUUCUGAUAUUGAUUCACGAAUUGGAGCAACAACGUCAUCUCAUGUCACCGCUUUACCUUACAUCAGCCGGCUCAUCAAUACCCCCUCUUAUCCUUGCUACUAUGGUAUCCACUUUUUCGCUUGGCGCCAGUCCCUUUACCUACCUCUCGUCCAUGACUCAAGAUAUACUAAAGUAUCUCACGAAAUUACCAGGCCCUCCCAGUCCAUCGCAACCUUUGGAGAUGAUCUCAGUGUUGCGAAGCAUGAGUGCCACUCUGUCGGCGUGUGUUUUUCAAAGUCUAGUUUGUGGUCGAGAGGAAAACGAUGGCAGAGAAGCCAGCCCCACAUAUAAUCGCUCCGAAAGCCCUCAACAUUUAGGCAGUAGACAAAGGCCUACCUCAUCUCCUAACAAAUGGCCUGGUGUUCGUCUCUUACGUUCCCUACUUAUCACCGAAGCCAAGGAUAAUGCAUUAAAACUCAAGGUUUUGUUGUGUGAGAUAUGCGUAGCAAUCUACCUGAGCUUACUGGCAAUAGCUUGGUGUGAGAAUGAUCCAAAUCAACUAUACUACAUCAUAUGCAACAACCUGACCGCUGAGAUGUGGGGAAUUACCUUCGGUGGCGGGCGCAAGGUGAAGGAGAAAAGACCGCUGAGCCCUGACGACAGUAGACGUCAGUCAUCAUCGCCAUCACCACAAGCGCAAGGUGUCGACUGGGCUGCUAAACGAAGACAAUGGAAUUUCAAACUGCUGCAAACUCCUACGAAGGUUGUGAAUAAACCAGAAAAGAAAGCAAGUGAGAAUGAAGAAUUUUUACCACCGCAGUUGUCACUAAUGGAAUAUUUCCUACGAAAGCCUAAGGAGGAUCCAAGAAAAUCAUUUCAUUUCGACUCUGAGGGUUCAUUAUCGUCAGACUCUGAGGAAUCUGAUGAUGCAUUUGAAGAUGAAAAAGGAAGAACGAUUGUUAAAAUGAAAGACAAGAAGAUCAAACCUACGGACCAUUUGGAUCCAAAAUCGUUCAGCUGGAAAUUGUUAAAUUACUCAAUUAGUGCUUUGUUAUGUCACGAUGUUAAUCUUUUUCUUGCGGAUGUUGGCCUGGAAGUUUCAGAUAUGCCGACGGUUUCUCCACUUCUUCACUCGGCUGUUAAAAUGCUUGAUCAUUGGAAACAAGUGUUAUUCUCAAAGUUAAAGAAAUGUGGCCCAGCACCUGCCAACUACAUCAGUCUCUACGCAGUUGGUCAAGAUGAAUACCCAAGAGGGGGACCAACAUUAAUGAAAUAUAAAGCACUUAUUGAUCCAACUAAUACACCGUUUAGAUCCACAAGCGCAGCUGCAAAUCCGGUGAAAAGAUUAUGGCAUACACUUGUAAUCAAAGAGCAACUACAAAAGAUAUUUCUUGACUUUGCCUUCGGUGAAAGUUCACACAAAUCUGAAAAAUCUAUUGGUUCAGUUGAUGAAACAGACGGCGAAGAGGAGGACUCCCAAUCCAAGGUUCUUUAUAAAGAUUCCGAAGCGAUUAACUCGUUUUGUAUUAGCAAGACGAACUCUAUGCGGGUUGUUGUGGCUACGAUGCGAGAUGUUCAAGAACUAGAUAUUUCUAGCGCGAUGGGGAUUUCCCGGACGUUUUAUGUCGAUGAAAACGUGAACUCUGAUCCCGAAAACAGCGGUCAGGAGGAUUAUACAAUGAUUUACAAUGGAGUAGAUCCAGGUCAGGCUGGUUUUCUUGGCGCUGGAAUGUCCGCACAAUCUGGUGUUGGGACAUCUGUGAUGUUUAAACGGAAUAUAUCAGGAAUAAAAAGGCUGGAAGAGCAUCCAAAUUUACACUAUUAUCUUGCUGGUGGCCAUGAUGGAAGUCUGCGCAUUUGGGAGUUUGGGCAUGAUCGAGAAAUUGCCACGUAUCGUGAGAGCGGGAAGUAUCAACGUGUCACGAAAGUUCAUUUUAGCGAGCACGGAUGCAAGUUUGGUGUGAUUGAUUUUGGCGGCCAACUCUCGUUGUACCAAUGUGUAAAUACAGCAAAAACCUCAGCGUUUGCAACAUUAAAAUGUCAUAACAAACAAGGAAAUGAUUUUGCCUUUCUUGGAUCAACCAGCCUUCUUGCAACAGCAGGAUACUCCAGCGAUUUAAACAACGUCUGCCUCUGGGACACUCUACUUCCUCGCUCAUCCUCACUUGUUCACGGUUUCAACUGUCAUGAAACUGGCUCGCUUUGUCUAGUUUAUGUUCCUGGUAAAAGGCUCCUGUUAUCUGGAGGACGUAGAGGUGGUGUCUGUAUAUUUGACUUACGUCAACGGCAGUUGAUGCAGAAGUUCACUGCGCAUGACAGUGACGUCAAGAGUAUAGCGGUGGAUGAGAGUGAGGAAUUCUUCGUGACAGGAUCUCUUGAUGGUGAUAUUAAGGUCUGGAAUCUUCUGGCUCAUAAGGAACUCUUGUCGUACCCGGGUGAGCACGGGAAGAGCAAUUAUCAACUUAUAAAGUUGGGUACACAGGGGGUACCUCGGGUGUGUCUUCAACCAGGGGGGGAAAUGUAUUCGUGCGGAGGAGAUGGCACCCUGAAAUGGCGGCAAUUACCCCUGAAAAAUUUGACUGUAAAUUCACCAUUUUAGUAGCCGUAGGUAGAAAUUAAUUUAAAGAUAAAUUGAAUAUGUCGAUUGAGAUUCUCUUAUGCAUCAAAUGAACGCAAAGAAAUUGUUCGGCUUCGAAAAUUAUUUAUGGACAGACAAGAUUUUGUGAAGUAUUUGAGUGAUCUAAUCUUGAGAGGAAGUCGAGCAUUGGUGAAGAUCAAGCAAAGUCAUGACGCAAACGAUAAGAUUUGAAAUGACUGAAAUCCUCAGAAAUGGAUGUCUAUGGGAUUUAGAGGAAGUUCAGUGAAGUAGUGGGUACCCAAUGGAGGAACAAUAGUUGAUGUGACGAAAGGAACAUGUUUACUCGUCUCUUCUCUACAACUACGUGCUGUGCGAACAAAUAAUCGAGCCAAUGCAGUUUGAACUCUUAUCAAAACAAAUUUAAUACAUGACUAACAAUCAUUCUCCUUCACCAGCAAAUAAAAUAUAGUUAUAUACAUAUUUAAUUACAAUGCAGAAAGACCUCGCAAACAUC